Gongylonema pulchrum is the source of this 636-nucleotide messenger RNA. NCBI's taxonomy places the organism in Eukaryota, Metazoa, Nematoda, Chromadorea, Rhabditida, Gongylonematidae. The record is from the annotation of a GenBank genome assembly.
AUGGUAAUAUGCUGCGAUAUCAUGUCGUAUAUAUUUGGUUUCUUCUUUGGGAAGACACCACUGAUUAAGUUGUCACCAAAGAAAACCUGGGAAGGCUUCAUUGGUGGAGGAAUCAGCACAGUGGUUUUUGGCUUAAUUCUAUCAUACGGUCUUCUUCGCCAUCCGUUUUUUGUGUGUCCAUUGGAAGAUUAUACGGUGGAGAACUACAACUGCACCAUCCCGCCAUCAUUCGUUCUUCGGGAAUUUAGCGUUGGACGACCGUUAUCCAUCAUUUUACGCCUGCUGAACAAAUCUGAAAAGGUUCAAGUGUACCCCUUCCUUUUCCACACAAUUGUCAUGGGCUUAUUCGCUUCAAUACUUGGCCCUUUUGGUGGAUUUUUUGCGAGUGGAUUUAAACGAGCUUUCAAAAUCAAGGACUUUGGCGAUGUGAUACCCGGCCAUGGUGGCCUGAUGGAUCGCUUUGACUGUCAGCUGCUCAUGGGCACUUUUGUAAAUGUCUACAUACACACUUUUAUCAAAGUGCCGAAUCCGUCGAAACUUUUGCAGCAAAUUUUUUGGCUUCCAGCGGACGAACAACUUUUCAUUUUCCGAUCUCUGCAUGAGCAUUUGAUUCAUGAAGGACUGCUUGAUGCUUGA